AUGAAAAAAAUAAUUACCAUUGAAGAUUCUAUAAGUACAGAGUAUGCAGACAAGUAUAUGUCCUCUAAAGAAAUAAAAAACUUAUGUGUAAUUUUAUAUACAGAGAUUCUGAAUUUAAAAAAAGAAUUUAUGUCUUUAAAAGAUAAAACUAAGGAAAUACAAAAGAAAUAUAUUGGAUGUAGUUGUACAACUAAAAAAAACAAAGAAAAAGGAAAAGGAUUAUGCAAAAAAUGUGAAAGAAGAUAUAAAAAUAUUCUAGGAUCUCAUGUAAGAUUAAGUGAUAUUAAAUCAAAAUAUAAUAAGUACUUAACACAAUAUAAGAAUUAUCAAGAAGUUUUUGAAUCAAGUUUAGAAGGUGAUACUUCUGAAAGUGAUACUUCUGAAAGUAAUAAAAUUCAGGAUAGUAAAAAUAUUGAAAAUGACGAUAAAAACAGCGAUCAUGAUAAUAAAUCAGUGUUAGUAACACAUGAAGUAUUACAAGACAAAAAUACAGGUACUUGUUAUAUAUUAGAAAAUAAUCCACUGUUAAAUACUUAUAAUAAUCUUUCUUUUCAAGAAAAAAAGUUCAUAUCUAAUAUCUUGAAUUUUAAUCCAUUAAGUCCAAUUAAUUUAUCAGAAUGUAAUGAGGUAUUUCAUCAAAUCACUCAUAUGGUUUUUAGUAUGGAAAAAAUAAUAUAUAUGCCAAAUACUUAUCCUAGUUUUAUUCAAUUAAUCAUGGUUUUACGUGGAAUACUCUCGAUCUUACUAUUUCUAUGCUUAAAUAACAAGGAUAAAUAUGUUAAAAGUACAAAUAACAUGACAAUAUCACUUUUAAUAUUUUCAAAAACUAUAGAUUCAAAAAUUAUACAUGGAAAUGAGACACCUGAAGAAAUAGAAAAUAGAUUAAUAUUAGGAGGAUUAACUAGAAGUAAAGAAAGUUGUUCUAAAUUAUUAGAUACAACAAGAGAACAUUUUAAUGGAUUAGAAGAAAUUACAUAUAAUUUAUUAUAUGAAGUAAUAACUUGUGUACAUUCUGUGCAAAGUCAUAGUAAUACUCAUACUCAUUAUCAAUACUCUCAGUACUUCAGACUCUUCAGCUUUAUUUUAUAUUCAAGGUUGUUCUGGUUGUAG
Molecule: messenger RNA, 1110 nt
Organism: Cryptosporidium muris RN66
Lineage: Eukaryota; Apicomplexa; Conoidasida; Eucoccidiorida; Cryptosporidiidae
Exons: 1
Coding region: 1-1110 (369 amino acids)
Source: RefSeq, a predicted model, not a curated record